AUAUGUUUUUUAUUAACUUCAUUUUAAAAAAUUUUAUUUUAUUUAAUUCCCAUAAAUAUUCUUAAAGGAAUGGAGGGAGUAUAUAUAUAUAUACACAUGUAUGUGUUAAUGUGUAUAUAUAUAUAUAUAUAUGCUCAUCCAACAAAUUCAGUCAAGUGUAGCAGUACCAUACACACUUCUAUUACAAUUUUAUUUUUGUCUUAGUUAGUAUCCUUUUAACAUUUAAAACGUUUCACUUUGAUCUUCAUCAAUGGCUAUUUCUUCUGAUAAUGAGACGGGUCAACCUGUUUCGGCUAUUGGGUUUGAAGGGUUUGAGAAAAGGCUUGAGAUAAACUUCUCUAACCCGCCUUUUUUUACUGAUUCAACUGGGUUGGGUCUCCGAUCAUUAACUCGGGCUCAAAUUGACUCAAUCCUUGAGCCAGCAGCUUGUACUAUUGUAGCUGAGUUAUCCAACUCGGAGCUUGACUCAUAUGUUCUGUCCGAGUCAAGUUUAUUCAUUUACCCACAUAAAAUUAUUCUCAAGACUUGUGGGACUACCAAGUUGCUUCUUUCUAUAGAUCCUAUUCUCCAACUCGCUGACUCAGUUGGACUCACUGUGUCAAGCGUUCUGUACUCGAGAGGGACGUUUAACUUCCCAAGUGCUCAGGUUGCUCCUCAUAGAAGCUUCUCAGAAGAAGUUAGUUUUUUAAAUAGAUAUUUUGGUCAUUUGAGUAGUAGGCCCCAAGCAUAUGUUUUGGGAGAUCCAACGGUUCCAAAUCGUAGUUGGCAUGUCUACUCAGCAUCGUCCACUGCUGACGUGGAAGUUCCAAGGGGUUUGGUUACUCUUGAAAUGUGUAUGACGGGGCUAAAUAGAGACGAUGCCACCGUGUUUUACAAAAAGGAAGGACAUUUGGCUAAGGAAAUGACCAAAAUGUCUAAAAUUAAUGAGAUUAUUUCAAGCCAUCUAAUAUGCGACGUGGAUUUUGAUCCAUGUGGAUAUUCUAUGAACGGGAUUGACGGUGAGGCCUACUCGACUGUACACGUCACACCUGAAGACGGGUUUAGCUAUGCAAGCUAUGAAGUCAUGGGUUUUGAUUCGGGUUCAAUCAGAUUAGAACCGCUAGUGAAAAGAGUCUUAAGAAGUUUCAAACCGAAAGAAUUCACGGUGGCUAUCACGUGCUUAGGAGGUGGUGUGGCACGUGACUGGACAAAUGAAAAGAUGGUGGACCUUGAUGGGUUUACAUGUAGGAGUGCAGUAAAGCAAGAGUUACCAAAUGGUGGGUUUGUAGUGUACAAAACAUAUGUGGCCCACCCAACAACAUGUGCUCCAUGCGUGCCUAAAUCUAUAAUGUUGUUGCCUUGUUGGAAAGCAAUUCAAGCAACCAAUAAUGGCGGAGAGACGGCGACAUAUGGCGGUGUUGUGGGUGGCGGGUUUAUGGGUUGGGAAAGUGCUAUUAUGAGAACGGCGUCGUGUGCAAAUGUGAUUGAUAGUCGUCAAAUAAGUUUAAUUGAGUUUUUUUAUUCCUUUUUUUUCUUUUUGGGAUUUAGAAUUACUAGAGCUCACUAGAAAUUUUAAGUGUGUAAUUGUUCAAAUUACAUAAAAAAAAAAAAACAAAGAACGAUUGUACAAUAGCAAGUCACUUUUGGAUUGUGGUUUUGUGAUGGAAUUUUAAUUAGGUUUUGUCAUAUUUAAUGACAUUUAUUAUGGGUAAGUAAUUAAGAGGAUUCAAUUCUUUUAA
Amaranthus tricolor (Joseph's coat) is the source of this 1718-nucleotide messenger RNA. RefSeq names its product S-adenosylmethionine decarboxylase proenzyme-like. The record is from RefSeq and is a predicted model, not a curated record. The coding region runs from base 251 to 1546 and encodes 431 amino acids. The transcript has a single exon. Gene Ontology annotation, molecular function: adenosylmethionine decarboxylase activity. Gene Ontology annotation, cellular component: cytosol. NCBI's taxonomy places the organism in Eukaryota, Viridiplantae, Streptophyta, Magnoliopsida, Caryophyllales, Amaranthaceae. Gene Ontology annotation, biological process: spermine biosynthetic process; spermidine biosynthetic process.